Psammomys obesus (fat sand rat) is the source of this 2248-nucleotide messenger RNA. It is a transcript of the gene Efhc1, whose product is annotated as EF-hand domain containing 1. The record is from RefSeq and is a predicted model, not a curated record. Gene Ontology annotation, molecular function: alpha-tubulin binding; calcium ion binding. NCBI's taxonomy places the organism in Eukaryota, Metazoa, Chordata, Mammalia, Rodentia, Muridae. Gene Ontology annotation, biological process: mitotic spindle organization; mitotic cytokinesis; cilium-dependent cell motility. Gene Ontology annotation, cellular component: axoneme; mitotic spindle. Bases 121 to 2082 code for a protein of 653 amino acids. The transcript has 11 exons.
CUUGCAGAGUGUUUGGCGUUACCAUGGAGUCUGGAGACGCUCCCGGAUGCUGUUUGUUGCCAGGGUAACCCAAGCGGCAGAAGGCAACCGUGGCGGCGACUGCACGGCUGCAGGGCUGCGAUGGUGACCAACCCAGUGCACGGCCUGCCCUUUCUCCCGGGGUCAAGCUUUCCGGACUGCACGAAAACAUCCUUCCACAGAAGCCAGACACUUGGCUACAGGAACGGCUACGCAGUUAUCGACCGUCCAACCUUCGGGAUAGGCGGAGACCGGCUCCACUAUAACCAGCUGUCUCCUGCUGAGUUGGAUGAGUUGUCCAACAAGGCACCCUUCUUAACGUACGGUCCACCCAAGCCGCCCCCACCUGCACAGUUUAUUCCUGCUCAUGUGGCUUUUGACAAAAAGGUGCUGAAAUUUAGCGCCUACUUCCAAGAAGAAGUUCCCUCAUCAACGGAGGAGUAUUACCGAAUCCGCCAAGUGAACAUUUACUACUUUCUAGAGGAUGACAGCAUGUCUGUCAUAGAGCCUGUGGUGGAGAACUCUGGGAUCCCCCAAGGCAAGCUAAUCAAACGCCAGCGCCUAGCCAAGAAUGAUGUGGGAGAUCAUUACCACUGGAAAGACCUCAACCGGGGAAUUGACCUCACAAUCUACGGCAAAACUUUUCGCGUUGUUGACUGUGACCGAUUCACACAGGAAUUUUUGGAAAGUCAAGGAAUAGAAUUAAAUCCACCAGAGAAGAUGGCUCUGGAUCCUUAUACCGAGCUCCGGAAAGAACCUAUUCGUAAAUAUGUCACGCCAUCAGACUUUGACCAACUGAAGCAAUUUCUCACAUUUGACAAACAAGUCCUUCGGUUCUAUACGAUCUGGGACGACACGGACAGCUUGUUUGGGGAAUGCCGGCAUUACAUCAUUCACUACUACCUCAUGGACGACACGGUGGAGAUUCGGGAGGUCCACGAACGGAACAACGGGAGAGAUCCGUUCCCACUCCUCAUGAACCGCCAGCGCAUGCCCAAAGUUUUGGUGGACAAUGCAGAGGACUUCCCUCAGUGUGUGCUGGAAAUCUCUGAUCAAGAGGUGUUGGAGUGGUACACCGCCAAGGACUUCAUCGUGGGGAAGUCUCUCACCAUCCUUGGGAGGACCUUCUUCAUUUAUGACUGUGACCCAUUCACCCGCCAGUACUACAAAGAAAAGUUUGGAAUGUCCGAUUUACCGUGCAUCGAUGUGAGCAAGCGGGAGCCACCUCCUGUAAAACAGGAGUUGCCUCCAUAUAAUGGCUAUGGGCUGAUUGAAGACUCUGCUCAGAAUUGCUUUGCUCUCGUCCCCAAAGCUCCCAGAAAAGACAUCAUUAAAAUGCUGACAAAUGACAACAAGGUGCUCCGCUACCUGGCUUCACUGGAAUCCCCCAUCCCAGAAGACAAAGACCGUCGAUUUGUCUUCUCCUAUUUUCUUGCCAGUGAUAUGAUCAGUAUCUUUGAGCCCCCUGUUCGAAAUUCUGGUAUCAUUGGGGGCAAAUUCCUGGGCAGGACUAAAGUUAUUAAAUCAUUCUCUCCUGUUGACAACCCCAUCUACUAUGGACCGAGUGACUUCUACAUCGGUGCUGUGGUUGAGGUGUUUGGCCAUCGGUUCGUCAUCCUCGAUGCAGAUGAGUACGUCCUAAAAUACAUGGAGAGCAAUGCCUCCCAGUACUCCCCGGAAGCCCUCGCCUCAAUCGAGAAACUUGUCCAAAAGCAGAAUGCUCCCGCACCAGAACCAAAACCAGAACCAGAACAGAAACCAGAAAACAAGCAAGCUAUGGAGGAAGCCAAGUCAGAGGAAGCCAAGGCACAGGACAUGCAGACCCUGUCAGAGGCAAUCCAGUUGCACCUGAAAGACCAUUCAUGCAAAAACAACCUCCGUGAAUCAUUUCAAAUACAUGACAAGGAGCAUUCAGGAUAUGUGGACAAAGAGUUGUUCUUUAAGAUCUGCGACACUCUUAAUGUCCCAGUUGAUAACACCUUGAUCAAGGAGCUAAUCAAGCUGUGUACCCACAGAGAAGGCAGGAUUAACUACCAGAACUUUGUUCGAGCCUUCUCGAACUGACCCGAGUGAGACGAUGCGCCACACAUUUUUGACACUGAACCGACAUUGAGGAAUCUACUUGGUAUUUACCGUGCUAGCAUCGACAUCACUCCUGGAGCUGUAUGUAUUUUUUGGCUCUUCUGUUUAACUAUUACUAAAGUCUAAAGUAAAUUGAUUUUUCAAAGAA